AUGGCAAUGGGGACAGGAGUCAAACUGAAGCCAGCAAUUGCAAAUUCACUCCUGGCACAACCCAAUGUAUUAUACUCAUCCCAUUUCCUUGUGAAGGACUAUGGAUUGACUGUAGAUAGCCUCAGGUGGGUAGAUGGACUUUCUUCUUUGAAAAGCUUAGACUUGUCCGGGUGGAACAAUUUCAACUCCACCAUCCCUCUCUGGUUGUCCAAUGUCACUAGCCUUAAGCAACUCCAACUUGAUCAUAACAGCUUUAAUGUUUCAAUUCCUGACAAUUUUGAAAAGUUCACCUCUCUUGCUGUUCAUGAUCUUUCUUCAAACUUUUUUGGAAUUCAACUGCCGAAUUCUUUCUGUAAGUUAACUAGUCUUGUUCACAUGGAUCUCAAUGGCAACAAUUUCCAAGGCACAAUCCCCUAUUGCUUUAAGAACCUGACUUCACUUGCCAUUCUUAAUUUGGAAGCAAAUUAUCUUGAGGGUCCGAUUCCAGAUUCAAUUACUCAAAUGUGCAGUUUGCAAGUGCUUGAUUUGUCCCUAAACCAAUUCAAUUCACCAUUACCAACUCCGAUUAGAGAUCCAUCUGUCUGCCUCCUUAAUAGUCUGAAGGAGCUUCAGCUGGAAAUGUACAGGAAUCCGGAGGUACUCCAUCUUUCUUUUAAUUCACUCUCUGGCACAAUUCCUUCUGAGCUUGGCAGCCUGUCACACUUAAGGGAGCUGUAUAUUAGCAACAAUAAGUUCUAUCGUAUUGGACAACUUGGACAACUUGUAGAGUUGGUAAAGUUGGAAAUUUCAAAUAAUUCAUUGAGUUGUGUAGUAUCUGAAGUCCACUUUGAGCAGCUCUCGAAAUUAAAGAAUUUGUUAGUCUCUUCAAAUUCAUUCCUAUUCAAAGCGAGUCCUCUUUGGAUUCCACCUUUUCAACUGCAAAUGAUUGAGUUAGAAUCGACUGAUGUAGGCCCCCAAUUUCCUCCUUGGCUGCAAACUCAAAAGGGAGUGAAAAGGUUGAUCAUGUCAAAUGCGAGCAUCUCAGAUGCCAUACCCGGUUGGUUUGAGAAUAUGUAUUCUCGAAUUGACGAUCUGGAUUUGUCACACAACAGCAUAAGUGGAAGAUUACCAAAAUUUGAAGAAUAUAAUGAUUCUUUCCGAGUAAUAAAGCUGAAGUCCAACAAAUUCAAGGGUACGGUAACAUAUGCUCCUUUGGGAGCUUAUUUGGUUGAUCUUUCCGAAAAUUCCUUGGAAGGCCAGCUACCUCUAUUUGACAGUUAUUUGAAUCUGUCACAGAGUCAUCUCUCACUCUUUGAUAACCAUUUCACGGGUGAAAUCUCCCCCUCUUUAUGUGAAAUUCAGAGUUUGAUAAUCAUUGAUCUGUCAAGCAACCAGUUAUCAGGAAAGAUCCCUUCAUGCUUGGCGAACCUCCAAAACUUGCAUGUGCUUGACCUCUCAAAUAACAGUUUCCAUGGGAAAAUUCCAAAUUCUUUGGGUUUUAUCGAGGGAAUCCGUGCUUUGCACUUGCAGCAGAACAAUCUACACGGAAAGCUUCCAUCAUCCUUUCAGAACCUAAAGAAUUUGCGCAUUCUUGAUAUAGGCAAUAAUGGAUUCAAUGACAUCACCCAUCCAUGGAUAGGAAAUUUGUGGGAUCUGAUGUUUCUCAGCCUGAAGAUAUUAAUCCUGUCCAAGAACAAUUUGUCUGGAAGCAUCCCUCAUUGUUUCAACAACUUCAUUACUUUGAUCUCAGAGGAUCCACAAAUGAGCUGUUACAUGAAGUUUAUGCUUGAUAGAACGGUGGUUCGGCACCUGUCAAUGCUCUAUUUUGAGAGGAGAAUGUUGGAAUCCAUGAAAGGUCGGGAGCUCAAGUACUCCAGAUCCUUGCAGUAUCUUAAAAGAAUUGAGCUUUCAGAAAAUAGUAUCUCAGGGCAGAUUCCUGAAGAGAUAAUGGAGCUCAUUGGAUUGCAGAAUUUGAACCUUUCUGGAAAUUGUCUUCAAGGAAGAAUCCCUGACAAGAUCGGCAACUUGAAACAACUUGAAUCUCUUGAUUUGUCCAGAUAUAAACUUUCAAGUCCAAUACCUCCAAGCUUAUCAACCUUGAAUUCUUUGAGCCGUCUGAACCUGUCUUUUAAUGAGUUAUCGGGACAAAUACCAACUGGAAAUCAGCUCCAGACCCUUAAUGAUCCAUCCAUAUAUGCAGGCAAUGGUGGACUUUGUGGUGUACCACUCUUGAGGACCUGUCCCGAUGAAAAAUCAUCUAAUGGCGACAAAUAUAUGCUCGAGAAUAAUGGUGAAAUGGAGCUUGAGCUCUCAUGGUUUUAUGCUGGAUUAGGACCUGGAUUUGGUUUUGGAUUCAUGAUUGUUCGUUGCAUUCUAGUUUUCAAGAAGCCAUGGCGGGCUGCACUAUUUCAGUUUCUGGAGUCUUUUUUAACAGAUAAAGGUAGCAAAUGGACUGAGGGAUAUGUAUAA
Messenger RNA from Coffea eugenioides, 2448 nucleotides. RefSeq names its product receptor-like protein EIX2. Bases 1 to 2448 code for a protein of 815 amino acids. Lineage: Eukaryota; Viridiplantae; Streptophyta; Magnoliopsida; Gentianales; Rubiaceae. Gene Ontology annotation, molecular function: protein binding. The transcript has 7 exons. The record is from RefSeq and is a predicted model, not a curated record.